AUGGGGAGGGGAAAGAUCGUGAUCCGCCGGAUCGACAACUCGACGAGCCGGCAGGUCACCUUCUCCAAGCGGCGGAACGGGAUCUUCAAAAAGGCCAAGGAACUCGCCAUACUCUGCGACGCUGAGGUCGGCCUCAUGAUCUUCUCAAGCACGGGACGCCUCUAUGAGUACUCUAGCACCAGUAUGAAGUCAGUGAUAGAUCGGUAUGGCAAGACCAAGGAAGAGCAGCAGGUUGUCACAAAUCCCAAUUCGGAGCUUAAGUUUUGGCAAAGGGAGGCAGCAAGCUUGAGACAACAACUGCACAACUUGCAAGAAAAUCAUCGGCAGUUGAUGGGAGAAGAUCUAUCUGGACUGAAUGUUAAGGAACUGCAGUCCAUAGAGAAUCAGCUGGAAGUAAGCCUACGUGGCAUCCGCACAAAGAAGGACCAGAUCUUGUUUGAUGAAAUUCAUGAACUGAAUCGGAAGGGAAGUCUAGUUCACCAAGAAAACAUGGAAUUGUACAAGAAGAUCAGUAUGAUUGGCCAAGAAAAUGCUGAGUUAUAUAAGAAGAUAUAUGAGGCUGAAGGACCAAGUGAAGUCAAUCGGGAUUCACCUACACCAUACAACUUUGCAGUUGUUGAAAACAGGAAUGUUCCAGUGCAACUUGGACUCAGCACACUGCCUCAACAGGAUGACACUGAGCAACCAGCUGCUCCAAAGCUAGGAUUACAGUUAAAUCCAUGAGCCAUAGAGAUAAUCCUCUAAGCUGAAGAGGAUAUUGUUUGAUGUAAAGAGUUGAUAAUGA
This is a messenger RNA of Lolium rigidum, 784 nucleotides long. Its product is annotated as MADS-box transcription factor 27-like. Lineage: Eukaryota; Viridiplantae; Streptophyta; Magnoliopsida; Poales; Poaceae. Gene Ontology annotation, biological process: positive regulation of transcription by RNA polymerase II. Gene Ontology annotation, cellular component: nucleus. The record is from RefSeq and is a predicted model, not a curated record. The transcript is spliced from 8 exons. Bases 1 to 723 code for a protein of 240 amino acids. Gene Ontology annotation, molecular function: protein dimerization activity; DNA-binding transcription factor activity, RNA polymerase II-specific; RNA polymerase II cis-regulatory region sequence-specific DNA binding.